Messenger RNA from Colletotrichum higginsianum IMI 349063, 2379 nucleotides. Its product is annotated as Threonyl-tRNA synthetase. Bases 1 to 2379 code for a protein of 792 amino acids. Gene Ontology annotation, biological process: threonyl-tRNA aminoacylation. NCBI's taxonomy places the organism in Eukaryota, Fungi, Ascomycota, Sordariomycetes, Glomerellales, Glomerellaceae. The transcript is spliced from 4 exons. Gene Ontology annotation, cellular component: cytoplasm. Gene Ontology annotation, molecular function: ATP binding; threonine-tRNA ligase activity. The record is from RefSeq and is a predicted model, not a curated record.
AUGGAUUCCGCGAAGCAAGCUGUCGAGUCCGUCACCGAGGGCGUCAAGAAGGUUGCCCUUGGCGGCGCUAACAAAGACAAGGCCCCUAAGAAAGAGAAGAAGGCCAAAGAUGCUGGCGACGUCUCGGCCGGCUCUCUCGAGCUCAACCCCCCUCCCGAUUUCCUACAAAAGAGAAUCGAACUUUUCGACCGUUUGAAGAAGGAGUAUGAUGACGAAAUCGCCACGAGGCCCCGCGAACCCAUCACCAUCACCAUGCCUGACGGCUCCAUCCGUCAGGGUACAAGCUACGAGACCACCCCCGGCGAGAUCGCAAAGAGCAUCUCCAACAGCCUGUACAAGCGAACCGUUGUCGCCCGACUGGAUGGCGACCAGAACCAGUUGUGGGACUUGGACAGACCCUUGGAGAAGAGCUGCAAGCUGGAGCUGCUGAACUUUGAUGACGAGCAAGGCAAGCAGGUCUUCUGGCACAGUUCUGCGCACAUUCUUGGCGAGGCUUGCGAGAGGAGAUUCGGAUGCUCCCUCUGCAUCGGUCCCCCGGUCGACAAUGGCUUUUACUACGAGAUGGCUCUCCCUGGAGGCGCUGCUGUCCAGGCUAGCGACUGGAAGCCCCUCGAGUCAAUCGUUGGGUCCAUUGUCAAGGAGAAGCAGAAAUUCGAGCGCCUCGAGUUGACCAAGGAGCAGCUUCUUGAGAUGUUCAGCUACAACAAGUACAAGCAACACAUCAUUAACGACAAGAUCCCCAAUGGCACCAAGACCACCGUUUACCGCAACGGUCCCUUGAUCGAUCUUUGCCGUGGACCCCAUGUUCCUAGCACCGACCGCAUCGAGGCCUUCAGCAUCAUGAAGAACAGUGCCUCAUACUUCCUCGGCUCCCAAGAGAACGAUUCUCUUCAGCGCGUUUACGGUGUCAGUUUCCCUAGCAAGAAGGAGCUCGCUGCGCACAAAAAGUGGCUUGAGGAGGCGGCCGCCCGUGAUCACCGCAAGUUGGGCCAAGACCAGCAACUCUUCUUCUUCCACGAGCUCUCCCCUGGCAGCGCCAUGUGGCUGCCGCACGGUGCGCGCAUUUACAACACCCUUCUCGCCUACAUUAAGGAGCAAUACUUCAAGCGCGAUUACCACGAGGUUAUCUCUCCCAACAUGUACAACGCCGAGCUUUGGAAAAUCAGUGGACACUGGGAUCACUACAAGGAUGACAUGUUCGUCCUCGAUGUCGACAAGGAGAAGUUUGGUCUUAAGCCCAUGAACUGCCCCGGCCACUGCCUCAUGUUUGCCCACACUCCCAAGGCCUACCACCAACUGCCUUGGCGCGUUGCCGACUUUGGAGUCCUUCACCGUAACGAGGCCAGCGGUGCCUUGUCGGGUCUCACCCGUGUCCGCAGAUUUCAGCAGGAUGACGCACAUAUCUUCUGCAGGGAAGAUCAGAUCAAGUCGGAGAUUAGCAAUCUCUUUGACUUUCUUCGCGAGAUGUACGGUCUCCUGGGCUUUACCUUUAAGCUCCGCCUCUCCACCCGCCCAGAGAAGUAUCUAGGUGAGCUCGAGACAUGGAACAGGGCCGAGGACAUGCUCAAGCAGGCGCUGGAUGAAUUUUCUGUCACCGACGGCGGCGUGCCCUGGACUUUGAACGAGGGCGACGGUGCCUUUUACGGUCCUAAGAUUGACAUCAAGAUCUUGGACGUUCUGAACCGUGAAUGGCAAUGUGCCACUAUCCAGCUGGACUUCCAGCUCCCUCAGAACUUUGGCCUGGAGUACGUCUCAGCUGAUGUGCCUGCUAAGUCUAAGGAAGAAGAGGGUCUCGCAGCACCUAAGGCGCCGGAGGUCAAAGUCAAGGACCCCCAGGCUAUCAUCGACUCCGCUGCCGGUACCGGCGAGGAGAAGGAGAAGAAACGCAUCAUCAAGCCGUUGACCAACGGCUGCCAGCGUCCUGUCAUCAUCCAUCGUGCUAUGGCUGGAUCUAUCGAGAGAUUCACGGGUAUCCUUAUCGAGCACUUUGCCGGCAAGUGGCCCUUUUGGCUCAGCCCUAGACAGAUCAUGGUCAUCCCUGUUGGCAAAGGCUUCGUCGAGUAUGCCGAGGAGGUACAAGCUAUUUUCAAGAAGCAGGGCAUGUGGGUCGAUGUUGACCUGUCUGGCAAUACCCUGCCUAAAAAGAUCCGCAGUGCUCAGCUAAGCCAAUAUAACUUCAUCUUUGUUGUGGGUGAUGAAGAGAUGAAGAACAAGCAGGUCAACAUCCGCUAUCGCGACGAUACGUCGAGCCAGGACCGUGGCAAGCCCGUCGACGUCACCGAAGCCGCCGAUAAGCUCAAGAAGCUCCGCGAGGAACGAGGCACCUACAACCCCUUCCCCGCCGUGACCAAGGCCUCAGCACAGGAUGCCAAGGCAUAG